Messenger RNA from Haliotis rufescens (red abalone), 3338 nucleotides. Its product is annotated as peroxisomal acyl-coenzyme A oxidase 3-like. Gene Ontology annotation, cellular component: peroxisome. The transcript is spliced from 15 exons. Gene Ontology annotation, biological process: lipid homeostasis; fatty acid beta-oxidation using acyl-CoA oxidase. The coding region runs from base 152 to 2341 and encodes 729 amino acids. The record is from RefSeq and is a predicted model, not a curated record. NCBI's taxonomy places the organism in Eukaryota, Metazoa, Mollusca, Gastropoda, Lepetellida, Haliotidae. Gene Ontology annotation, molecular function: pristanoyl-CoA oxidase activity; FAD binding; fatty acid binding.
GCAAUCCCACUUUUGCAUACUUCCGUACGUGAGUUGAUUCAUGUGCUGAAACGAACUUUGAUCAUUAUACACUCCGAGAGGACAGGGAGCUAUUAUUCAGAUCUGUGUGACGAAACAUUGUGGUUACUAUAGAAUAAGAACAGGUAAGAAUAUGGCGGACACUAAGAGACGAAAUAUCGCAUCUACCCCUACCGCAAAUGGGUUGUCAGUAAGCACCGUCGCACCAGAGCCAUAUGAAAACAAAUCGGACGAUGUCAACAAUCUCGAUGUUAUGAAGGAUUUUAAGCCUGGGCCUCUGGAUCUUUACAGAAAAAGGGCGUCCUUUGACUGGAAACAGAUGCGACUAUUCAUUGACGGUGAAGAUGUGAUCCGUUUUAAGAACAAGAUUUGGAAAACACUGGAAAAUGACCCACUGUUCUCAAGGUCAUACUCCACACCAAGUCUGUCCGAGACACGGAAACUGGCUUUUCAACGUGUGCGACAGAUUUUUGCAUACAACUUUCUCCCUGACUCUGAGUUGUACACCAAUCCCCUGAGGCACAAGAUCCUCAGUGACAGUUUGGGCAUGUACGACUGGAGCAUGGGGGCCAAGGUCCAGCUCAGCGUGGAGAUGUUUGGUGGUGUGGUCACGUCCAUGGGGUCUCGCAGACAUGAGCAACUCAUAGAAGAUAACAAGAAGUUUGAGAAUUUUGGAUGCUUUGCUCUGACUGAGUUGAGUCAUGGCAGCAACACGAAGGCGAUGAGGACGACUGCGACCUACGACCCCAACACCAAGGAGUAUGUGUUGAACACCCCAGAUGUGGAGGCGACCAAGAUCUGGGUGGGGAACCUGGGCAAGUCCGCCACCCAUGCUGUGCUGUACGCGCAGUUGUACACACCAGAUGGCUCCUGUCACGGGCUCCACACGUUUGCGGUUCCUGUCCGUGACCCGCGGACACUGCUGGCGUACCCUGGGGUGCUCGUCGGGGAUAUGGGGGAGAAGAUUGGCCUCAAUGGUAUUGACAAUGGAUUUGUUUCUUUCAACAACUACCACAUCCCCCGUGAUAACCUGUUGGACAAGUUCGGGGACGUCACACCUGAGGGUCGCUAUGUUACCCCAUACAAGGAUCCGAGCAAGAGGUUUGGCGCCUCCCUUGGCGCCCUGUCUGGUGGGAGAGUGGGCAUCACAGGGAUGUGUACGUGCAACAUGAAGCUGGCUCUACCCAUCGCUGUACGCUACUCCGCAGUGCGCAGGCAGUUUGGACCAUCGGACAGUGAGAUCCCAGUUCUGGAGUACCAGCUUCAGCAAUGGAGACUUAUCCCCUACAUCGCAGCAAUGUACGCUCUGGAAAACUUCUCCACCACAUUCUUCAUGGACUACGUCAUGUUGAGGAUCGGCAUGAUGGUCGGGGAUAAGAGUGAGAAACAGGCGGAGCUGGGUCGGGAGAUCCACGCAAUCUCGUGUGCCAGUAAACCGCUGGCUGGCUGGCUGGCCAGGGACUCCAUCCAGGAGUGCCGGGAAGCUUGUGGUGGUCAUGGCUACUUCAAAGUGAACCGACUGGGCGACAUCCGGAACGACCAUGACCCCAACAUGACCUAUGAAGGUGACAACAACGUGAUCCUGCAGCAGACCAGCAACUACCUCCUGGGCAUGUACGAGAUGGCCCAACAGAGGAAAGGUCAGCAAAUCCCCACGCCAUUGAACAGUCUGGACUUUCUGGCCAACCUGGACAAGAUUCUGUCAUCUAAAUUCACGAGUUCCACUGUGGAAGACUGUCUGAAUCCACAAGUGUCCCUCGCGGCCUACCAGUGGCUGGUCUGCUACUUGAUGAAGGACAGUACAGCCAGGCUCAAGCAGCAGUCAGCAGCAGGCAAGGACUCCUUCACGGCCAGAAAUGACAGUCAGGCCUACUACUGCCGCAGUCUGGCACUGGCGUAUAUAGAGUUGAAUGUCUUGGACAGAUUUGUGAAGCUGCUGGAAGAAAACAAUGGGGAGCCGACACCUGCCGGCCUCAAGCCUGUGCUGACCCGCCUGUGUACGCUGUACGGCUUGUGGAGCAUUGAGAAACACCUGACCACCUUGUACCAGGGUGGCUACAUCACUGGCAGCAGUCCUCCCCGUGUGGUGAGGGAGGCCAUCCUCCGCUUGUGUCAGGAGCUGAAGAACGAUGCCGUCGCCCUCGUGGAUGUGAUGGCGCCCACCGACUUCAUCCUCAACUCACCCAUAGGAGCAUCUGACGGACAGAUUUACAAGAAUCUAUACGGCGCCAUGAUGCAGGGAGAGGACGUGCUGCAGCGACCUGAUUGGUGGAGAGAAUUUGUGAACAAGCCUGUGAUUCGUCAGCCUAAAUCAAACUUGUGAUUGGCCUGCUAAGACAAGAGACUUUAAAGCUCAUUCCGUGAAAGAUGACUGAGAACAAAGACUUUAUUUAAUGCAUAAUGUCUGUGAUUCUGUACAUGAGAGAGAAAUGCUGAGUGUUGAAUGAAGAUAGUACUUGUGUUCGAAACUAACGGCAGUCCUGGGGUCCUGAUGUUUGCUCUUGUAGUAUUUGAAACCCUCGAUUUGGAUCCAUUAACAUUAGGCUUAUGACAAGACCCUUUGACUUUCUUGCUUAAUCUCGAACAUUGUAGUAACGUCAUUGUAUUUUAACUUUGGCAAAUGUUGUGUGAAAGAUUAUUUUGUGUUUGUGCUGCUGAAAUUAUGGGUGGAAAACAACUAUUACCCUGACAAACAGCAUGUCUUUAAGUUGUAUUAGAAGCUAUUGAAUCAACGAAGACAGGAGUGAACAUGCAUUUCAACUUUCAGUCUUUUGCACAGGUACUUGUGCCUCUGUGAGAGUGUCCGUCACAGUAGCUUGAACCUCAGUUACACAAUAUUCAGAAGGGAUAUACAGUCGAACCUUGCUUAUCUGGACACUUGCGUUUUCUCAAAUAUUGUCCGGAUAAACAAGUUACUGGAUAUCUGAAUCCCUUGUUAACUGAGUUUUCUCCCCUGACCAAAUUCAACCGAGGUAUAAACAAGGUGUUAUCUCAUAGUAUGUCACCCAAUCACUCAGGCAAAUCACCUCAUUGUCAAAUGACAAUAACUGACCAACAAACUAUCGAGAGAUGUAACUAAAUAACACAGUGAUCACAUGAUACCCUCUUUGAUGUUGGCUGCUGGGUGAUAAGUUGUAUAACAACCAUCGUCAAGCGCGGUCGCUGUCCGGAAAGUGGGACACAAUAGUGUGCAUGUUGUAGGGCUGGGACAAGUCCAAAUAUACUACCCAGGUACCCGCCCCCCUAUUAUCCUACCCUACCCGGGUACCCACUGUAGGUCUCAGGAGAUCUCUCAAAAUGUCCGAUUGGGAACUUUUUUA